Messenger RNA from Protomyces lactucae-debilis, 708 nucleotides. RefSeq names its product Isochorismatase-like protein. The record is from RefSeq and is a predicted model, not a curated record. The transcript has a single exon. Bases 107 to 700 code for a protein of 197 amino acids. NCBI's taxonomy places the organism in Eukaryota, Fungi, Ascomycota, Taphrinomycetes, Taphrinales, Protomycetaceae.
GACACAAUAGGACCAGAGCAAAGCUAAGCCUGAACCAUCCCAGGCCGUACACUCCCUCAAGCUGGCUUCAAGACUUGCUCAGGUCGCAAGACAUACAUCAGGCUCAAUGGCUGCCCCUACCGCAAAACCGAUCCUAUUCAUGUGUGACAUGCAAACCAAAUUUGUCAGUGCAAUCCAUGAAUUCGGCCAUGUCUCCAAGACUUGCUCGAAGCUAUUGAAGGCUUCUGGCAUCCUCGGCUGGGAAGUUGUCUACACGACCCAGCUGCGUGCGAAACUGGGCGAUACGGUGGAUGAGUUGAAAUUGCAGGAUGGGCGGAAACCCUUGUUGGAUAUGGACAAGACGCUCUUCUCCAUGGCGAUCCCUGAAGUCCUUGCAAAACUACCAGCACGCUCGCAAAUUAUCAUUGUUGGUAUUGAAUCGCAUAUCUGCGUGACGCAGACGACAUUGGAUUUGAUUGCGCAUGGACAUGAGGUCUUUGUCAUCUCUGAUGGUGUUUCUUCUUGCAAUGCAAGUGAAGUACCCAUUGCGUUACGCCGUCUCGCUGCAGCCGGUGCGACCGUUACGACCUCAGAGAGUUUCAUCUACCAAGCUGUACGAGAUGCCGGAAUCCCUGAAUUCAAGCAAAUCGCCGCACUCGUUAAGGAAACAAAAGAAGCGACGGCAGCAGCCAUGAAGACACUGCCUGGCUGCUCAAUCUAGCGAUUGUU